AUGACAGGUGCCGCCUAUUCCCAAAUUAUUGACUCUGUAUACGCAAAACAUGAAUACGAAUACGUUGCUAACUACAAAGUGUUGCAAACGGCUUUUGACAAACACAAGGUUGAUAAAACUAUUCCAGUUGAGCGUCUUGUCAAAUGCAAAUUUCAAGAUAAUCUUGAAUUUUUGCAAUGGAUGAAGAGGUAUUGGGAUACUUACUAUCCCGGUGGACCAUAUGACGCUGUUGCAAGACGUAGUACUGCUGCCGGACCUGUGAAAGCGGUUUCUGGUGGUGGCAUCGUCCGAACAAUGCCAAAAAGAACAACGCCCACUGCUUCAGCUGGUGGUCGUGUUCCAACCUCAGGCCUACAUGACAACAGCCAAACUUCAAUUGUGAAUGAAUUGAAUAAGGAAAAUCUAGAACUUAAACAAACUAUAGAUGGCCUCGAAAAAGAACGUGAUUUUUAUUUCGGUAAACUUCGUGAUAUCGAAAUCUUAGUCCAACAGCGAAUCGAUAGUGAACCUGACAAUCAAUUAUUGAAGGAUAUUCAGUCUAUUCUUUAUAGUACGGAGGAUGGCUUUGAAGUCCCUCCUGAAGGUGCUGUACAAGAAACAGAAUAUGAUGACGAAACCUUUUAA
Molecule: messenger RNA, 624 nt
Organism: Racocetra fulgida
Lineage: Eukaryota; Fungi; Glomeromycota; Glomeromycetes; Diversisporales; Gigasporaceae
Source: the annotation of a GenBank genome assembly